Molecule: messenger RNA, 2418 nt
Organism: Bufo gargarizans (Asiatic toad)
Lineage: Eukaryota; Metazoa; Chordata; Amphibia; Anura; Bufonidae
Gene: IFNLR1
Product: interferon lambda receptor 1
Exons: 8
Coding region: 200-1687 (495 amino acids)
Molecular function (GO): protein binding
Source: RefSeq, a predicted model, not a curated record
AUCACGUAGAAAUAAGACAUGUAUACAGGGGGACCGUAAUGUAACCAUGUCUGCUUGUCUGAAGUGGACCCUCCUGAUUGUCAGCUCCAUGGCGGGCCACCUUGCAGCGGGAUUGAUUACUUUAUGUAUCUGAUUAUAUCCCAUUACAAAAUUUCGAUGAUAUGGCUACUUUCGUCAAUGAGGGGGAGGAGCUUUACUGAUGAUGUCAUUUCCCCUGUAUUUCAUUUGUCUAUUUAAAGUUGGACAACUCCAUGAACCUACAAAUGUCAAAAUAGAGUCCAGGAACUACAGUCUCUUUCUCACAUGGCUUCCAGCUCCUGAAAAUCCUUCUUCUGUAACCUAUGAAGUACAGUACACCAAUUUCACCUAUGACAGUGACACCAAUGAUACAUACAGAUGGACACCGGUCCCUACAUGUGAAAAUAUCUCCGCUACAGAGUGUAACUUUAGCUGUAUCCUUAUGAAAUUUUGGGACUGGAACCACACCGUACAGGUGCGGACUGUUUCUCCUGCCAGAUCUCCAUGGGUUCAAAUUCAAAAUAUAGAAUACAUGUUUACAGUGGACCCGGACCCUCCAAAUCUAACUGUAAAUCAAGGAGAUGACUAUAUAACUGUUAAGGCCUUGGCACAGAUGCCAGCUUGUGUACGACCAUACAUCUUUUAUAGGACUUUGAAAUAUUUUGUGAUGAUCCAGAAUAAAUACAAUACAAAUGAGGUCAUAGAACAAGAACUGGAUGGGCCUCCAAUCACAAUCAAAACUCUUGGAUACAAUGGAGAAUAUUGUGUUACUGCCAAAACAAUACUUACGACUGGUAAUGUUAAAAGGAGCAACUUCUCUUGUCCAAUUUGCCUCAAUUUCACCCCAAAAGAUGGGCGCGAUCACACAGUAUUACUUGCUGUGCCAGCACUUUUUCUAAUUUUCAGUGGUAUUGCUAUUAUAACUUGUCUGGUCUGGUAUAAGAUAAGAGUAACCUUCAAGAUGCCUCAAGCAUUGGAUUUUUCAAAUAACAAAUAUUGCCAGAAGAAUCCAUGUUUGGCAGAACUGGACCCCAAUAUAUAUCAUUCAGUUACCAUUUGUAAUAUGGCAGAAGAGGACUUCUCAACCAAACUUCAGAUUCCUGAUAUAUAUGAUGAUGGGGACAAUAUUUACCCAACCAAAGGCCGAGGAUACAUGGUGCGACCCUCUAUGCAAACUUUAGAUCCUCAUAGGCAGCUGUACUUUUCUUCUAAAGGCUUGGAGUUCAGUUCCAGCAGUGACCACUCUUCAUCUGGCUGUACCUGCCCAAAUACAUCAGGAUCAGUCACAAACAUGUUCUUCGAAGCAAAGAAUGAUCAAACUAGCGAUUGUUCUAAUGAGAUCAAUAUAGAUGUCUCAAGAGAUGUUCAAAUGUUUCCCUCUACAUCCAUUUCUGAGAGUAACCGGUUUGACAGUCUCCCUACAUCAGUCUCUAAUUCCUUAGGGAACGUGCUCUUUGAUACAUUGUGUAUAGGGGGCAAUAAUGAUCCUAUGGACAUCUCAGAUGGGGAAUCUGAUAACCAGUACUGCACAGACUCUGGGGACGACUUGGACUCACUCCAUACAGACUAUAAAAAGUCUGAUUCCAAAUUUAUUUCAGAAGAUCAAAACGCACAUAAAGACUGCAGUUCAGGCUACACACUGAGGACUUGCAUGUCAAGGAAAUAUUAAAUAUGGAGAAACAAAUAUAUUUAUUUAUGGCAGAUUAGGGCUAAUAUUGCAAUGGAUGGUAUAAAGCAUGUGUGUGUGUGUGUGUGUGUGUGUGUGUGUGUAUGUGUGUGUGUAUACCACCUAUAAUACAACAGAAAGAGUCUUGAUUUCUCUACAAGGAUUUUAUUGUUGUUCCAAAGCAUUAAAAAUGAGUAGACAAUGUUAAUUAAAAUGAUCCUAUUUUGUGUCUACAGUCCUAUACACACAAACCUAUGUGUUUCCUUGGUAACAAAAUGUGUAAAUGUUCCCAUGUGGUCAUAUUUCCAACCAUGUAUUCCCUACCUAGUGCUAACCUACCAAAUAAAUUAGCAAGGCUUAAGGAAGAAGGAAUAUGGAAGGGAGUACAAAUGAUCAGACUACACAGGGUUUGUUUGUUGUCUGUUACCAUGGAGACAUACAGGAUUGCAUAGUUUCUGUUAACCUAACUCUACAAAUAGUCUUAACUGUAAUUUGCAAUUUUCAAAAUUUGAAUUUCUCUGCUUUUAAGGCAGAUAGUGAUACCUCACAAAAUAGUUAUUACUUUAGAUUUCCCAUGUGUCUACUUUAUGUUGCAUUAUUUUGUAAACGUCACUUUAUUUUCUAAAGACCUUAGAAUGCUUAGAAUUUUAAAAGCAAUAAAAAAAAAAAAAUUUAAGCAAUCUAAAAAAAAAGCUGUCCUGGCACCAUUUUUAUUUUUUGUUUUUUUGCGAAGU